AUGAGAGCUUAUCGCAGCAAUGUGAUUUUCUCAAUUCAGGGCGACGCACGCAAUAAGUUUAUUAUGUGUAUGCGAGAAUCUUGCGCUAUUACGAAAAAAAGUGACCAACUUGGAGUUGCCCGCUGGGCAGAAGACUCGGCGUCAAAAAAUAUCGACGCUGACUCGGCUUUCUCUUAG
This is a messenger RNA of Plasmopara halstedii, 177 nucleotides long. RefSeq lists its product as uncharacterized. The record is from RefSeq and is a predicted model, not a curated record. Lineage: Eukaryota; Oomycota; Peronosporomycetes; Peronosporales; Peronosporaceae. The transcript is spliced from 2 exons. The coding region runs from base 1 to 177 and encodes 58 amino acids.